This is a messenger RNA of Labeo rohita (rohu), 6234 nucleotides long. It is a transcript of the gene susd1, whose product is annotated as sushi domain containing 1. Gene Ontology annotation, molecular function: calcium ion binding; protein binding. The record is from RefSeq and is a predicted model, not a curated record. Bases 2814 to 5549 code for a protein of 911 amino acids. The transcript has 20 exons. Lineage: Eukaryota; Metazoa; Chordata; Actinopteri; Cypriniformes; Cyprinidae.
CUGUCUAUGCAGGGUCAGAAAGCUCUCGGAUUUCAUCAAAAAUAUCUUAAUUUGAGUUCUAAGGAUGAAUGAAAGUCUUAUGGGUUUGGAACGACAUGAGGGUUAGUAAUUAUUGACAGAAUUGUCAUUUUUGGGUGAACUAUCCCUUUAAAGGGGUCCUAUUAUGCUCUUUUACAAAGUCUUGAUUUUGUUUUGGGGGUGUACUAGAACAUGCUUUCAUGCUUGGUGGUUCAAAAAAACGCAUUCUUUUUUAACAUAAUUUAUAUGAUUACAGUACAUUUCUCCCAGCCUGGCACAUAAGGCUCGAUUAGUUCCUGAUUUAAUGAAGGCCCGCCUUCCGAAAAACAAAAUGUGUUGUGUUUGGUUGGUUAGCUGUCCCACUGCAUUGCGAUUGGCGAACACUUUAGACGGUGUUUCAGUAUUGCCACGCCCCUUGUCGAAAAAGCAAGCUCUGUGUACAACUGUUAGUGCAAGCUGAUUAAAGAGAUUCUUAUGUUUUAAUUCUGGGUAUAUUUCCUAUAAUCAGCUUGCGAGAUCGCCAAUACAUGAUAUUAUCGUGCUAAUGUAUUUAAUUAUUUACAUACUUAGUUUCAUUGCGCGAAACCAGCUCCAGCAUAAGGCUAAAAGCAGCCUAACAUUAUCAAAGAACAUCAUCACUUAUUAGCCUAGCAUAUUCUAUUGCAAGUUUAUGCGUUUAAAAAAAACGUGUUAUAAGUGAAGCUAUCUACACUGUAUGAUGAAAAAAUCCCUUAGCACACACUGCACACAUCUGUGGCACGUUACGGCUCCGCCGCGCAACCGGAGAUUUGUAACUUCGUAGCUCUUUUUUAUGCCCAAAGAUACACACCACACACUGACCAAAGUUUAAAAAGUGAAAAAGCAUAAUAACAGUGCUUUAACAGUGCUCUAAGCAUAUUCUGCCUUUAGAGGCGCUAUAGUGGCAAUUAACGUAAGUUAUAAACAUGUUAAUUGCUAGAUACACUACAGUUCAUAAGUUUACGGUUGUAAGAUUUUAAUGACUUUUAAUGUGUAACAAUGAAGUCUUAUCCAAGGCUUACCAAGGCUGCAUUUAUUUAGUCAAAAAUACAGUUAAAACAGGAAUAACAAAAUAUUAUUUACAAUUCAAAAUUAUUUUUUUUUCUCUUUGGCUAUAUAUUUUAAAAUGUAGUCUAUUCCUGUGUCUAUUCAGCAUCAUUACAUCAUUACAAUGUCUUCAGCGUCACAAGAUCCUUCACAAAACAUUCUAAUAUGCUGAGUUGCUGCUUACGACAAAACAUAUCUUAUUAUUAUCAAUGUUGAAAACAGUUAUGCAAACAAAGUUCAAACAGCAUUUAUAUGAAACAGAAAACUUCUGUAACAUUAUAAAUGUCAUUAUAAAUUAUUACUGUCCGUCAGUUUAAUGUGUUCUUGCUGAAUAAAAGCACUUAUUUCUUUAAAAGAAAAAAAAAUCUUACUGACAGACAUUUAUUUGAAGGUAAUUUUGUAUAGUUAACAAAAUAGACUGACCAAAAUUAUGAACACAACUCUUGAGAUGUGUUGCACUGCGUAAGGCAAGUGGUGGUCACACCAGAUACCGACUGGUUUUUCGAACAGUAAAACUGCACAUUUUAGAGUGGCCCUUUUAUUGUGGCCAGCCUAAGGAACACCUGUGCAAUAAUCAUGCUGUCUAAUCAGCAUCUUAAUAUGCCACAUCUGUGAGGUGGAUGGAUUAUCUCGGCAAAGAAGAAGUGCUCACUGACACAGAUUUGUGAGCAAUAUUUGAGAGAAAUAGGCCUUUUGUGCACAUAGAAAAACUCCUAGAUCUUUGAGUUCAGCACAUGAAAAAUGGGGGCAAAAACAAAAGUGUUGCAUUUAUAGUUUUCCUCAGUGUAUAUUGCAUAUGAAAUAUUGUGUCCCACAGUACAGUGCACCCUGUUUGACCUUCCUUUAUGCGUGUGACAAAUGAGCCUGAAGUUAUUUAUGUAUUUAUUUUGGACUAAUUUUUAUCAGACUGCCAGACUGUCUAAUUGGUUUAAAAUGAUACAAUUACAUUUCAGUUCAAAGCUUGGCCUGUCCAGUUAUCUUGCAUGUAAUGACUUUGCAAUGUUACAUUCUACUUUCUGAAACCUUUAGCAUACAGCAUACUGUUUAUUACAUAUAUAGGAACUAUUCAGUAUACAGUAUACUAGUAUUCCAUUUAGAACACAGACAAGCAUCUCAAACAACAGAACUUUUUUCAUGAGCUGCAUCUCUUCAUACGUAUGGCUACAACAGUGUCUGUUUUGUAUGUUUUAAUAAAAGUCUUGCAUAUGUUCACAGGUCUUACUCUGGUUUCUCUCCUGUCUUGUAAUCGGAGUCAUAUGUGCAGUAUAGUCAGGUGGAGGAAAUGGUUUCUCAUCUCAGUGUAGGUUUCCGGAUGAGUGGAGAAAGGGUGUGUGUUUUGUUGGGAGGGGUUGUCGUGUGAGUGUGUAUGUGUAUGUGUGUGUUUUUGAGGGGUAUGUAAAGAGGGUGAUAGGGCAGAAAGCUCUUAUCUUCAACUCACCACCCACCAGAGUUGGCGCUGAAAAUAUGUCCACUUAUAAGUGUAUUUGUACUCUGCAAGACCUUAUGAAUGUUGUUGUUUUUUAGAAAAAUUGUAAAAAGAACUUUUGUUUUGAUUUUGUUUUAUUUGAAGUAGGUUAUUCUUUUGUGCAUCAGAAAUAUGUAGACCAGAACUUGCACCUCCAAAGAGAGUUCAGAAUGGAGGAGGAGGGUCUUUAAAGGGAAAUUAGUAGAAAUGUGGAACUGAAGAGUGAUAUUUUGAGUACGCCAGAACAGAUGAGAGAGAAACAGCGAUGACAGUCGUACGAGUGGCCUUAUGCUUCCUGAUGAUUCAAAGCAUCUUUAAAGAUAUAAGAGUAAAGGCAGAGACAGUGGAUGUUUGUGCCUCUUGCCAUCAAAACGCCACCUGUGAUGAUAAAACUGACAAAUCUGGUGGGAAAGUGUGCAACUGCAUGUAUGGAUUUGUCGGCAAUGGGAGAACUUACUGCCAAGAUAAAGAUGAGUGUCAGCUGGGUAAAAUCUGUGGCAAUCACACCAAGUGUCACAACACGUACGGCAGCUAUUACUGCACCUGUCUCUCAGGCUACAGCCCAUCCAAUCACAUGGACACAUUCAUACCCAAUGAUGGAACGUACUGCCAUGAUAUAGAUGAGUGUGGCGUGCAGGGAGCCUGUGGUGAAGGAGGUCUCUGUCACAACACAGAGGGAGAUUUCAAGUGCUCCUGUCAGACGGGUUACACAGUCCAGAAUGGGUCAGAACCCUUUAAUCCAAAGCGGGAUGCGGCUUACUGCAAAAUGAUAGACUGUGGAUCUCCUCCAUCAGUCCCCCACGCUGAGCAGCUCUCCCCUACGAUCACACACUACAACAGUGAACUCCAGUAUAGCUGCAGGGAGGGAUUUCAGUGGAAGAGAGGGCACAAUUCCUCAGUCUGUGGUCUGGAUGGAAAGUGGCACGGACCCAGUCUGGUCUGUAAAGAAGUGGACUGUGGGGAGCCUCACGUUUUUCCUCAGUCAAAAACGGUUUGGAAUAACAUCUCACGCAUGGGAUCAUUGGCGCUGUAUGUGUGUGACCCACAUUUUUAUAACAGUGGGCAUGAGAAUGUAUCAGUAUGUACUGCUCAUGGGACGUGGAGCCGUCCUGACUUCCAGUGUGAAGAAAUACAGUGCGGUUCUCCUCCGGUCCUGCCUCACUCAGUGUUAUUCUGGAACGGUGUCAGUAAGAUUGGUUCUGUGGCUCUGUAUCACUGUGAUGUUGGAUAUCGCAGUUUGGAUACAGGAAAUGUGUCUGUGUGUGAAAGUGAUGGUCAGUGGAGUAAACCAGACUAUUCUUGUAAAGAGAUUGUGUGCGGGGAGCCGCCAGUACUGCCCCUCACUGUACAAAUAUGGAAUGGCAGUGUCACAUUUAACAGCACUGUAACAUAUCACUGCAAGCACGGUUACUACCCUAAACAAGGACUUAAUAAGUCUGUGUGCGCUGACAACGGUUCCUGGACGAAACCAACUCUGUUGUGUGAAGAGGUGAACUGUGGAGUGCCGCCGUCUCUUCCCCUCUCUGUUAUGAUAUGGAAAGGAGACACUAAAGUCGGAUCUAGUUUGUCUUAUAAGUGCAUUGAGGGAUUUCAUAAUGUUAGGGGAGGAGAUACGUCAUUUUGUGAUUCAGAGGGAAUCUGGAGUCAUCCUGAUUUUCUGUGUCAAGAAGUAGACUGUGGCGUUCCUGUCUCACUACCUCACUCGGUUGUGUUGUGGAAUAACAGCUCCGGUCUGGGCUCCGUGGCCCUUUAUGUGUGUGAAGCUGGAUAUCGCACUGUGGGUGAAGGAAACGUGUCGUUGUGUAACUCGGAGGCAAAGUGGAGCAAAGUUAACAUGAGAUGUGAAGAGGUAAACUGUGGGCCUCCCCCAGAAUUCCCACUAACAGAUAUACACUGGAACAAAGUAUCUACACUGGGCAGUGUGGUUCAGUACAAAUGUAAAUAUGGUCUCAAACAGGAGAGUGACAAAAACAUGACAACAUGUACAUCAGAUGGAACAUGGGAAAAAGUGUCUGUAACAUGUACAGCAUAUUGUGGUCCUGCACCAGAUGUGCCACACGCAGAAGUAGCAUGGGACAACAGCACUGCAGCGAUCCACCGCUGUGUUAAAGGAUACUACAGACACACAGGAAGUGACAUUUCAAUAUGUGACAUCACAGGAAAGUGGCAGAUCGCCACCCUGCAUUGUAAAGAGCUGAAACUGACAAUUAACGAUUUGGCGGUGAUUAAUGAAAAAUGCCUGCGCUGGAAUGCAGAAAAUGAGGGUUAUAGGGAGAAAUACACAGUGACAUUCGUUGGAUUGCGAGACUUUGAGCAGCUGUUCAGUGACAGCAGGAAAAGGAUAUUCAGCUCCUCGGCCCUGUGGCCUGUUCUCUGUUUGAAUCUCUUGCCUGCUACAAACUACACUAUAACCAUUACAGCCGAGUCCACACGAGCCAAGUCUACAGUUACAGCCAACACCAGCAUACCAGUCCCCCCAACACCAGAAAUCAAAUACAGUGAAGUAGAUGCUACAUCGCCCACUCUCAAAUUACGGAGAUCGAUCAACACACUUGACCCAAUAUGUAUGUACCAGGUGUUUGUGAUACCAGUUGAGGGCGUGAUGCUGUUUGACUGCAGCUCGUCUGUAAGUCCGCGGUUCUUUGCGCAGCAGAGCUGUGACAGAGGCUACGUCACGGCCCAGAUACAGCUCAGCGGUCUAGCUGCAGAAAUCAACUUCACAAUAGGGGAUCAGCAGCUUUAUGGAGACUUCUUCAACGCACCUCUGGAAAAUGGAAAAGACUAUUAUAUUAUCCUCCGCACUGUGUGUCAGUGGGGAAAGUCUAGAACACAGUCCUGUGUAAUCUGGGCUAAAGCCAGAGGAACAUCCUAUAUCAUGAAGGUAUCUGCUAUUGUAACUGUCGGAUCCAUAAGUGGUGUUGGCUCAGUUAUUAUCAUUGGAUACUGCUACAGCUGGUACUGUAAAAAGUCAAGUCCCAGAUUUUUUUCUGCGCCAAUAUAAACCGUCUUAAUAUCUUACACUGAUUCCUUUGUUGUGAAAUAAAGCCAAUUUGUGUUUAUAAAACUGUCAAAUUGUGUUGUCAUAUAGAAACAUCCUGCAAUAGUAUUGUUGAAUUUAAGAUUAUAUUUUAUUAUAAUUAAAACAAUUAAAACACUUGAGGAAAAAAUGUAAAGUACAAAUAAAUCUCUGUGUCAAAUAUUGAACUAUUACAUUUUGUCCAAACUGUGCUUCAACAGAAUUGCUUUUCACAGUGUUUGUAACAAUAGAUAACAGUUUGCAAUGUGGAUUUUUUUUUAAAUAUAAUCUGUCCUUUAGAUGGCAGUGCACUACCACUGUUUAUCAGUUUGACACUGAAAUGAGUAUCUGAAAUAUGAAAUAAGAGUAAUUGCUUUUAAUUGUUAAAAAUAUGUGCAGUAACAGCAUGCACACAUCUUUUCAUUAGAUGCUUUUCAUGACACUGUAAAUUAAAUUAUACAAUUUAAUUUCACCACACUAACAGUAAUUAUCAUAAUAAAUGAAUGUGGAGUCUUAAUUGAGGUACUAAGAUACUUUUAUAGUUUUGUUAAUAUUUAGAGUCAUUUCGUUUUAUUUUUUAUAUUUCCUUUUUUUGUUAAAUAAAAAUUUAAAUGUAUGUAUACAAGUUUUAUUUAUUUUUACUUCAGUGGGAAAUAAAAUGUGAAAUGUU